Haliotis rufescens (red abalone) is the source of this 1312-nucleotide messenger RNA. Its product is annotated as protein jagged-1-like. The record is from RefSeq and is a predicted model, not a curated record. Bases 183 to 1217 code for a protein of 344 amino acids. Gene Ontology annotation, biological process: cell communication; multicellular organism development; heterophilic cell-cell adhesion. Gene Ontology annotation, molecular function: calcium ion binding. Gene Ontology annotation, cellular component: plasma membrane; protein-containing complex. Lineage: Eukaryota; Metazoa; Mollusca; Gastropoda; Lepetellida; Haliotidae. The transcript is spliced from 8 exons.
ACAAAGACGACACAAUUUAUGGAUAACAACUUCUUCAAUUAAAGGCGACGUUUUGGUAUUGAUCCUAAUACCGUUGUCAAGAAAGGUUGUGCAGUUUGUUGUUGGCCUGGGUCUGGGCAGUGCGGAGUGAGGAGAAGGUGUCAGGUUGGAGCGUAGUUUUGAUCUGGUUGAUCUGGUCAGAGAUGUCUUUGAGGGAGAUAGCGGUGAUGACGGAGUCCUUCCGUGACAAGGCGUUGAGAGGCGGUGUGCAGGAUGGCUCUGGCAGCAGGGGACUAGUACAAGCAGCCCCACACAAGGACUUCGCUAUAAAAUGUCCUAUAGAGACUGGAAGCUACGAGAACACGAACCAGAUCCAUUUUGGCAAGAGCAUUGGAGGAAACACAAACAAUCCUGUUUCCUUUGACUUCGAUCACUUUGACACCAGUUUAAGGAUAGAGGUAAAUGCACAGGAUCACGACACAGGCUUUCUGUUCGGCUCCAAUGACAACAUUGAGACCGUUCACUACGACGUCGCAGCGGCCUUGACCUUCAACAGCACGUUGCCUGGAACGUCAAUUACCAUGAAGGGGAAUGUAAUAACAUUUGAAGCGACUGUGCAAGUGAAGUGUUAUGAUCAUUACUAUGGUAACGGGUGUGGCACCUACUGCAGGGCGGAGGACGACCCCGGUCACUAUAUCUGUGACCCAGCGGGCAAGAGGGUGUGUCUCGACAAGUGGAUUGGAGCAAAAUGUGACCAAUGGGAUUACUGUUUCAACAGCACGUGUCAAAACAGCGCCACCUGUCGGAACAACCCUCGUGACUAUUCUUGCCUGUGCAAAAGUCGCUAUACUGGUGCUUUCUGUGAGGCCCUGAUUCCGACCACGACAAUGACGACACCAUCAAAAACAUCCCCUACAACGACAACCGCUACAACAUCGACGAUAUCGACAACUGUGUCUCCGACUACAACUGCUGCGACUACUACUACACAGCAGACAGAACCAACAAGCGCUAGACUGAAUCGAGUACACCUUUCCCAUGUGCCCGUCAAACAGGGAGAUAAUGCGUUACCCAUCGUUCUGACUCUGUGUGGGGUUCUGUCCAUCGUGCCGCUUACAGGCCUCGCUGUUUUAUUCAGAAGGAAGUGUAGCAGCCGAGUGAAGCCUGUCCCUCAGGACAGAAAACUCCGGACCAAGGCCCAGUACAACACAAGGCCACCUUUACACUGGGUCAGAUAGAGUGCUUCCUGCAACAUGACAGGCUCUGGGGAGUGGACAGGUCCGAGCAACGAAAUAUUCAGGUUAUAGAUCGUGUAUCAAAAUAAAAUAUUGAA